UUACACCACAUGAAACAAUUAGAAUAGAAUGGCCUAUCGUUGAGACCUUCUUGGAGCCAACCAUGAUGUUUAUAUGCCAUCUAAACCGUUCAAAAGGUUAGUACAACUCAGAUAAACUGUAGGUAUAGUUAUUUUCUCACCACAAAACUUCUGUGGCCCCCACAAAUUGUUCAACGGUAGACAUUCAAUUCCUGCUGUUUUGUGUGGUGUGGCUUAUCUGAGUUGAGUUCUGUAUAUGACUCAUUUGGGAGUUCUUCACUAUCGUGGUAUUGUGAAACUGAUGGACUGUGUCGAUUUUUCACGGUCAUCUAUGUAGGCCCCACAUAGUUUCCGACCACAUGAACUACAUGUUGGCUGUUGCACCCCUUCUCUCAAAAAUCUUCGAUUUCGGAGAAUGUUGUCGAGAAGAGCCGCCGCUGCCACUGCUCGAAGGGGUAAAACUCUUUCCUCUUCAUCUUCUAUUAAAAUUACCAUUUCUGCCCCUGAUUCUAAAAUCAUAAAAAACAAGAUCCCUACUCCCACCAAAUUCAACCAUUUGGUGAAUGAUCUAUCCAAUUCGAUCCGAGCCGGUGCUUUUGUGAGGUUAGAGGAUGCAGUCGGCCUCUUUGACCGUAUGCUCCGCUCGCAGCCGCUGCCUUCCGUCCAGACCUUCAAUCACCUGUUAUCUACGGUUGCUAGAAUGAGACACUAUUCAACCGUGAUUUCUUUUCAUCGAGAGAUGAAUUGGUUAGGGAUCCCAUCCGAUAUCUAUACAUGGAACAUUCUUCUCAAUUGUUUCUGCCGCUUGAAUGGCGUCGUUUUCGGUUUCGCUGUUCUCAGCAACAUCCUGAAACGUGGCCAUGAGCCAGAUGCUGCAACUCUGGCUACUUUUAUUAAGGGGUUUUGUAUGGAAGGGCGGAUUGGGGAAGCGAGUAGUUUCUUUCUAAAGAUAGUAGAAAUGAGAUAUCCUUAUGAUGUGGUGACAUUUGGGAUACUUAUCGAUGGUCUUUGCAAGUUGGGGAAUAACGGAAUGGCGCUUGGGUUGCUCCGGGAAAUGGAGAAGGGUGCGGGUAAAUGUAGGCCUAACCUUAUGGUUUAUACCUCAAUCAUCGACAGUCUAUGCAAAGAUGGGCUCACAAAGGAGGCCCUUAACCUCUUCUCAGAAAUGGUUGGUAAAGGGAUUCGGCCGGAUGUUUUCACUUACAGUUCUUUAAUUCAUGGACUAUGCAAUUUAGGGCAGUGGAAAGAAGCAGUGAUUUUGUUCGAGGAAAUGUUGGAUGGAGGAAUCUCUCCUAAUGUGACAACCUUCAGCAUACUGGUGAAUGCUCUUUGCAAGGAAGGAAUGAUUAAAGAAGCCCAUGGAUUACUGGAAUUGAUGACCCAAAGAGGUGAGGAGCCUAAUGUAAUCACGUACAAUGCAUUGAUGGAUGGCUACUGUUUUACUGGCCAAAUGGAUGCUGCCUUAAAGAUAUUUGAUAACAUGGUGUCUAAAGGCCAUAAGCCUAGUGUUGUGACUUGCAACAUCUUAAUCGAUGGAUAUUGCAAGAAUCAGAUGGUGGACGAGGCUAUGCAGCUUUUCCGAGAAAUGCCUUGCAAGGGAUUGGAGCAUAAUGUUGUUACUUACAGUACUCUUAUAUGUGGGUUGUGCCAGGUACAGAGAGUUGUGGCUGCACAAGAGCUCUUCAAUGAGAUGCAAACUCAUGGACAAUGUCCGAAUGUCGUCACAUACACCAUUUUGAUGGACGGGCUGUGUAAAAAUGAGCGUCCUGUUGAGGCAAUGAAACUACUCAAUGAGAUGGAAAUUAGAGGAAUUAAACCUAAUAAUGCAGUGUUCGAUGUCCUUAUCAAUGGGAUGUGCGAAGCUAAGGAACUCAAAUAUGUGAAGGAGCUUUUCAGUUGGGCCUCUGCCAAGGGCUUGGGGAAUAAUGUUAGAACAUAUAACACGUUAAUCAAUGGGCUCUGUAAAGAAGGGCUUAUGGAGGAAGCUAAUGGAUUGUUCUUGCAAAUGGAAGAGAAGGGUUGCCAACCAGACAGUGUCACCUUCAAUGCUUUAAUUAGGGGUUUUCUACAAAACAAUGAGACCGUCAAGGGAAUGCAACUUCUUGGUGAAAUGGCUAAAAGACAUUUUUCUGUGGAUGCAUCCACUACAUCUAUGUUAGUGGGCUUGCUCAUAGAGGGGGAAAAAGGUCAAGAAUACCUUGGAAUGCUUAAUAAAUUUGUCCCCUAGGGCGAAGGAGAGGUGAUUUGUUGAACACCAAUUGAACAUCAGCUCAUUUUACAUGCUGUAAUGAAUGUUGCUGCUGGUCGUCUGGUAUCUUCUUCAGAGCUUUCCUACAUGUUGGACUUUGUAACAAUAUCUAUAUGCAUCUUCCAAUAUCUUCUUGAAACCUUUCCUGCAAGCGACAUUGUGUGAAGACAUCUAAAUGGUCAAUGAGAACUGCACAAGUUGCUUCAUUCCAAAUUUAGGCAAUAUUCCGUGAAAUAACCCAAUUACUAAUUCAUUAGUUUUCUAGCUCUAAUUUGUAGAUUUUUUAGACAAAUUUAUUAGGAUAUUUCCUUUUUUAAAAAAAAAAAAAACAUUUUUGUUGGUGGCCUCA
Molecule: messenger RNA, 2576 nt
Organism: Magnolia sinica
Lineage: Eukaryota; Viridiplantae; Streptophyta; Magnoliopsida; Magnoliales; Magnoliaceae
Product: putative pentatricopeptide repeat-containing protein At1g12700, mitochondrial
Exons: 1
Coding region: 395-2206 (603 amino acids)
Molecular function (GO): protein binding
Source: RefSeq, a predicted model, not a curated record